Chanos chanos (milkfish) is the source of this 819-nucleotide messenger RNA. Its product is annotated as myoblast determination protein 1 homolog 1-like. Gene Ontology annotation, biological process: regulation of transcription by RNA polymerase II; muscle organ development; positive regulation of skeletal muscle fiber development. Bases 1 to 819 code for a protein of 272 amino acids. Lineage: Eukaryota; Metazoa; Chordata; Actinopteri; Gonorynchiformes; Chanidae. The record is from RefSeq and is a predicted model, not a curated record. Gene Ontology annotation, molecular function: DNA-binding transcription factor activity, RNA polymerase II-specific; protein dimerization activity; RNA polymerase II cis-regulatory region sequence-specific DNA binding. The transcript has 3 exons.
AUGGAGUUGGAUAUUCCUUUUCCGAUCCCUUCCACAGAUGACUUUUAUAAUGACCCUUGUUUUAAUACCAGCGACAUGCAAUUUUUUGAGGAUUUAGACCCUAGGUUGGUUCACGUGAGUCUUCUCAAACCGGAUGACCAUCAUACAAACGAAGACGAGCACAUUCGCGCACCGAGCGGGCACCACCAGGCUGGCAGGUGUCUACUGUGGGCAUGUAAAGCCUGUAAGAAAAAGACUACCAACGCGGACAGAAGAAAAGCCGCUACCAUGCGGGAACGGAGGCGACUUAGCAAGGUCAAUGAUGCAUUUGAGACGCUGAAGAGAUGUACUUCUACGAACCCUAACCAGCGAUUGCCGAAGGUGGAGAUCCUCCGCAAUGCAAUCAGUUACAUUGAGUCUCUACAGGCUUUACUAAGGGUCGGUCAAGAGGAGAACUACUGUCCAAUGCUGGAUCACUACAGCGGGGACUCAGACGCGUCUAGUCCACGGUCCAACUGCUCAGACGGCAUGAUGGACUUCAGUGGACCACCAAGCGUGUUUAGAAAGAGGAAUACUCCUGAAGGUUUCUUUAAUGAAACACCAAAUGAUUCCAGAAGCAACAAGAACUCCGUUAUUUCCAGCCUAGAUUGUUUGUCUAGCAUCGUGGAGCGAAUAACCACAGACUCCUCUACCUGCGCGCCGGACCUCGAAACUUCUGAGACCAGCUCCUGCUCUCCAUCAGAAGGGAAUGUACUGACCGAGACAUCGGUGCCUUCACAAACACCAACCGACUGUUUUACGGGCGCACAAGAUCCCAACUCCAUUUAUCAAGUGCUGUGA